Messenger RNA from Mesocricetus auratus (golden hamster), 3311 nucleotides. RefSeq names its product zinc finger protein 431-like. Bases 1 to 1056 code for a protein of 351 amino acids. NCBI's taxonomy places the organism in Eukaryota, Metazoa, Chordata, Mammalia, Rodentia, Cricetidae. The transcript has 3 exons. The record is from RefSeq and is a predicted model, not a curated record.
AUGAGAUCAUAUACCUCAAAGGCUGGUAUGUCCUAUGUCACAAAGAAUAAAAACCAUUUGAACAUAGGGACAUGGAAAGGUAAAAGAACACAUAUUGGAGAGAAACCCUAUGAAUGUCCUGAGUGUGGUAAAGCCUUUCCUCAGCACAGUAAUCUUCAAAUACAUAAAAGAACACAUACUGGAGAGAAACCCUAUGAAUGCAUUCAGUGUGGUAAAGCGUUUGCUCAUUACAGUUCUAUUAAAGUGCAUAAAAGAACACAUACUGGAGAAAAACCCUAUGAAUGUCAUCAGUGUGGUAAAGCCUUUGCUCUGCAAAGUCAUCUUCAAAUACAUGUAAGAACACAUACUGGAGAGAAACCCUAUGAAUGCAAUCAGUGUGGUAAAGUCUUUGCUCAGCACAGUCAUCUUCAAAUACAUGUAAGAACACAUAAUGGAGAAAAACCUUAUGAAUGUCCUCAGUGUGAUAAAGCCUUUGCUCAGCACAGUAGUCUUCAAAUACAUAAAAGGACACAUACUGGAGAGAAACCCUAUGAAUGCAAUCAGUGUGGUAAAGCCUUCGCUCAUCACAGUUCUAUUCAAGUGCAUAAAAGAACACAUACUGGAGAGAAACCCUAUGAAUGUCAUCAGUGUGGUAAAGCCUUUGCUCUGCAAAGUCAACUUCAAAUGCAUAAAAGAACACAUACUGGAGAGAAACCCUAUGAAUGCAAUCAGUGUGGUAAAGCCUUUGCUCUGCAAAGUCAACUUAAAAGGCAUAAAAGAACACAUACUGGAGAGAAAACUUAUGAAUGCAAUCAGUGUGGAAAAGUCUUUGCUCAGAAAAGUCAUCUUCAAGGGCAUGUAAGAACACAUACUGGAAUGAAACCCUAUGCAUGUAAUCAGUGUGGUAAAGCCUUUGCUCAGAACAAUAAUCUUCAAAUACAUAAAAGAACACAUACUGGAGAGAAACCCUAUGACUGUAAUAAGUGUGGUAAAGCCUUUGCUCAGAACAGUAAUCUUCAAAGGCAUAAAAGAACACAUACUGGAGUGAAACCCUACGAAUGUAAUCAAUGUGGUUAAGCUUUUGCUCAGCACAGUUAUCUUCAAAUGCAUAAAAUAACACAUAGUGGAUGGAACCCCUAUUAAUGUCAUCAGUGUGGUAAUGCCUUUGCUCGGCAAUGUAUUCUUCAAGUGCAUAAAAGAACACAUACUGGAGUGAAAUCCUAUGAAUGAAAUAAUUGUGGUAAAGCCUUCACAUGUCACAGAAAUCUUAAAAUACAUAAAACCCCACAUACUGGAGAAAAUCCCUAUUGAUGGAUGAAUUCUGUUUUUUCUUAAUUAUAAAAUUCCAGAGUCAGAUAUUAGACUGAAUUCUGAAAGAUCCAAAGAUCAUUUAAAUCAAUUGCGAGAUCUUUCCUAUACAAAAUCCUCAGAACAAAUGGGGUAUGCUCUCUCCUAUGAUCCUCACAAUGCAUGCCAACUUUAUGAAACCUCAGACUGAUUCCUGAAUUUCUGUCUCUUCUCUCCAUACAUUCUUAGCAUCUCCACUUUCCAAUGCUUGGAUUAAGUUGGGGUAUCACCACUUGGCUGAUUCUCUUUUAGAUUUAUUAUUGUGAAUCACAGGAUUGCCUUGAACUCACAGACCACAUUUGCCUGUGUCUCCCAAGUACUGGGAUUAAAGUACCACAAGUGCCUUUCCUGUAUGUGUAACUUGAAUGACUAGCUCUCAUCUUGAGCCAAACUUUCUUCCUUAAAGAAAAACAAAAUAUCACCAAACACUUUGAAUGUAGUAAGUGUGUUAAAGCCUUUGCAAAUCCUUGUCAUCUCAAAACACAUAAAAUAACACAUACUGGACAGAUAACAUAUGAAUAUAGUCAAUGUGUAAAGCAAUUGUAUGUAUCAAAAUCAUGGGAAGAAAUGACACUGCAAUGAAACCUUAUAAAUAUUGACAGUGUGCUAAAGUUUUUUUUUUUGGUUUUUCGAGACAAGUUUUCUCUGUAUUGUUUUUUCUACCAUGUCCUUGAAAUUGCUCGGUACACCAGGCUUGUUUCUCACUCACAGAGAUCUGCCUGCCUCUGCCUCCCAAGUGCUGGGAUUAAAGGCAUGCACCACCACCGCCCAGCUAAAGUUUUUUUUUUUUUGAGAUGUAAAACUUGGUGUGCAAUCAUUCUGUUGAUGCCUUUGUAAAUUACAACAGUCUUGAAUGUGAAAAAAGACAAUUAGUCAAUUUUUUAUAAAAAUUAAUCUUUAGCCAACACACAACCUUGUUUAUUCUGUAGAGGACAGUGACCAAUACGAUGGUCUGUAGAAGUAAGAUGAUGGCUGUUUGUAUAUUGUUUGUACCAGUAAACUCAUGGGAAAAUGAAUUUAUAAAACCCUGGGUUUAGGAGAAAUGGACAACCAAGUUACACACUCAGUCCCUGAAACCAGAAGCAGUGAAAUAGAAAUACUUUGGCCCUUAAGCAAGAGACAUAAAAAUUCACCCUGACUUUGAAUCCCUAGACAAAGAAACAUACUUUUUCACUGAAACCAGAGCUAGUGAAAGAAAUACUUCUUUUCUGAAAUGACAGACAAAAUAUAAAAAUAGACAGUGAGAGAAACAGACUGGGCUCUAAACCAGAGUCAAAAGAACACAAUCAAUCCUUCACCAAUUGAGCAUUAACCCAACAAAUCCCUGAACUUAAAACCAUCUAGUCCCUGAGCAUAAAAUACAUACAGUGUCUGAGCUUGCUCAAGCUCAGGGAAUAAUGGAUUUCAGUUGGCAGUUGCUGUCACAUCAAAUCCAUUAGGCUCGGUGUUACAUGUUUCACAGAGUGAGGUGAUAACUUCAAAAGAAGGAGGUCGCUUGGAACCAGUUGUGAAAUUCUUGGCUGGAGAAAAAUACUUGGCUGUGGUUCAUGUGGAAAUUUUUCUUGUUCUUCUAUUCCUUUUCCAUAUUAAGUAUUCCUAAAUAUUAAAUAUUUAAACAAAGACAUAGAUGAGAAACCAAACCACUCUAUUAUCAAUAAAAUCAAAAGAAUUAGGUUACACAGAAGGAUGAGAGAUGUCAUUAUAAGUUUGAGGAGAGAUCUGGCACUGGUGAGAUUUCCAGAGAUCUGCAAGUUUGACACCAACUGGAAAACUAAGCAAUAGUGAAGAGACUACCUUAGAUGCUCCUCCCUAAUAAUGAGUUUCGUGACUGUCUUAAAUGCCAUCUUACAACCUUCAGCUAGUGACUGAUGGAAGCAAAGGCAAACACCCAGAGCUAAACAUUGAACUGAACUCCUGAAACCCAGUUGAAGAGAGGGAGGAAUGGUGAGCAAAGAAGUCAAGACUGGCCUGGUGAAACCCAUAAA